Molecule: messenger RNA, 2555 nt
Organism: Rhea pennata
Lineage: Eukaryota; Metazoa; Chordata; Aves; Rheiformes; Rheidae
Gene: CREB3
Product: cAMP responsive element binding protein 3
Exons: 10
Coding region: 187-1524 (445 amino acids)
Biological process (GO): regulation of transcription by RNA polymerase II
Cellular component (GO): nucleus
Molecular function (GO): DNA-binding transcription factor activity, RNA polymerase II-specific; RNA polymerase II cis-regulatory region sequence-specific DNA binding
Source: RefSeq, a predicted model, not a curated record
CCUGCGGCGCGCCUGCCUGGCCGGGCUGUGCUCGCUCCGGGCCGGCCCGCCAGGCCGCGGCUGCGGGGAGUGCCGUGGCUGCCCUAGGCAAGGUGCGCGGGCAGAUUCUGCCGUGCGCGAAGAUGUUCCUGUGACCCUUUCUUCCGCCUCGUUUACUCUCUUCCUCCCCUUGCUGCCUGCCCCGAGAUGUCGUGCUCAGAGGAACUGGCUGUCCUGGCAAGUGAGGACCUGCUUGACUUUCUCCUGAAGGAUGAUAUCCCCUGCACUGAAAUCCCAGGAGAGGAGAGCAACCUCCUGGAAGACUGGGGCCUGCCAGAGCCUGAGCUUCUGAACAACAAGGAGAUGGAUGACUUCAUCAGCUCCCUGCUGAGCCCCUUUGUAGACGAGCUGGGCACGCUGCAGAGUUACUCACCUGCUGGCAGUGACAGUGGCAUUUCUGAGGACCAAAGUUUGUCACAUAGCCCUGGCAGGGACUUUGCCAGCAGCCCUCAGAGCUCAGAUGUUGUGCAGUUUGAUCACAAUUACUCCCUUCAUCAGGAUGGGCCUGUGCUGGAAAGUGUGAGGUCUGAGGUGGCAGAAGGAGAUGUUUCCAUUGACCUUGAGAUGUGGACAGGUUUAGAAAUCCCAACUGAGACACUGGAACAGAACUCCAAUUUUCCUGUUGCUGUCGCUGUGGAUGCUGGGCCCCAGUGUGUGCCUGGAGCCACCACGCAGUUCGGCUUCCCAGAGCUGAUUCUGACAGAGGAGGAGAGGCAGCUCCUGGAGAAAGAAGGUGUUUCAUUACCAACCUGUCUGCCCCUGACCAAAGCUGAAGAGCGGCUUCUGAAGAAAGUGCGACGGAAGAUCCGGAACAAGCAGUCAGCCCAGGAUAGUCGUCGCAGGAAGAAGAUCUAUGUGGAUGGCCUGGAAAACAGGGUGGCAGCCUGCACAGCUCAGAACCAUGAGCUCCAGAAGAAGGUGCAGCUGCUGCAGAAGCAGAACAUGUCGUUACUUGAACAGCUGCGGAAACUUCAGGCCCUGGUGAGGCAGUCCACAACCAAAACUACCACAGCAAGCACCUGCAUUAUGGUCCUGGUUCUGUCCUUCUGCCUCGUUCUCUCACCUAGCCUCUAUUCUUUCGGGAACAGAGGACCACAGCCGGAGCUCAGAGUGCUGUCACGGCAGAUCCGUGAGUUCCCGAACCAGGUUUGGCAGGCAGCACCUGACUUGCAGGAGGAAGCUGUGCUGGAGAAGCUUAGUCCGGAGCCUGAAGAUGCCCCACUGUUGGGCAGCCUCAAUCAGUCACGGGAAGAGGGGCAGAGUCCACCCAAGCCUGAUCCCAGAUCUGCUUUCAACAGCAACUCGUCCUCUGACCCUCCAGUGGCAGCCAGCUCUGAGCUGGGUCCUCCCCAACCCCAGGAGCAGCGCUCUGGGAGCAGCACUUUGCACUCGGCAGUGCCAGCAGCUUGGGAAGCCAAGAGGCAGGAGUGGGUGGAACAUACAGCCAGUGUUGUCAUCCAGCAGCACCAUGUAGAUGAGAUGUGACCACCAUCUCAUCUUGCCUGUCAAGAUGGUGCUGUGCACCCUGUAGAAAAGGGACAAGCAGAACUGUGUUAACAGAUAAUCCACCAGAGCAAAUGCUGGUGGCUCAGAGGGUUUGCUGGGGAGGAAUCAUUUUAGAGAUGACCUGUUCAUAUACUUUGCCCCAUAUAUCCAUAACAGGACCCUAUCAGAGAUGAGGUAGGAAACUCUGGGAACUUUUUUCCUGCUAUGGCUGUUAACAUGGUCUGUAGCCUUCAGUGAGUGCCUGUAGAGAAGGGCUGAGGCAUGGAGGAUGAAGGCACUCAGGCACCUGAGGGGCCCGAUGCCUGCUCUGCCUGGAGGCAGGUGGUGACAAGUGCCCUGCCCAAAUGGAGUUGAACAGGCUGAGUCCUGUGUUUCUUACUGUAUGCAGCAGCCGCAAGCAUCCCUUUAACCCCACACUGUUGUCUGAUUGCUGGGUGUGAGAUGAUGAGCUGGAUGUUCAUCUUCAGUGCUCUUAAAGGGAGUAGUGCUGCCAUUGCAGCAGGCCCUGCAUUUCUCCCACUUCCUGCUAGCUGUUGAGCCAUGGGCACAGCUCUUCAUCUGACUGAAGAAGGUGGUGUGGAGUUGUUCCCCAACUGUUCAUGUUGUCUCCCAUCAAGCUUUCUGGGAGCUAGCCUUUCAUCUCCCACAAAUCUGGGAGCAGGACUUGGUGUCUCGAGAGGAAGGGGCAGGCAUUGUACCGGACUGCCGAAGCAGGAGUGGUACAGAGCGGUGGAGCUGCUUGCUCUUCUGAAAGACUUUCUGGAUACAGGCCAGUUUCAGAGCUGCGUCCUCAUGUGCCUGAGCACUACUGUGCUGGUCAGUGAGGCAGUCAGCUGCCUGUGGUUGCUCUCUGCAAGGCUGAGCAGAAGCACUUUGAACGGGGGGCUGGUAUCUUUCCUGGAGCGCAGCUUAGCCGUACCCUCUGGAGCAUCUCUUUGUCCUACAUCAGUUCUAAGCUAAUGAAGAUAUUUGCAUAUUAAUUACGUUAAAUAAAGCAUGCCCUCUCUGCA